AUGUGGCUCAUACCUCUCCUCUUUGCGCUGGCGAGCAUCUUCACCGCUUGGCGCUUCCUCCUCGUGCGUUCGCCGUCGAAAAGCGUGCAUGACCGCAGAGAGGAAGAGCCCGAAGACUCGAAAACGAAGGAAAAGGAUAAAAAGCACCGGCACGGCCGCCACCACCAGACCCUUGGGAGCCAGCGGAAGAAAGGCGCCGACCAUGAGGCUUCGAAGGCCGCUUCCGCAGGCAAGCACCCUCUGCACGCGGACGUGCUUAAGGGUAUUUCCAAGUUUUCCACUGCUGCCGCAGUGUCUCCGGAAGGAACGGUCGCCGCCGUCGCCGGCAGCGACGCGAGUCUGCAUCUCUUUGACCUCUCCGGGGGCGUCGCGCCGCUCGGCUCGCCGCAGCCAGCGCGGCCUCACAUCCUCACUCGCGUCGAGGGCGAGGCUUUGAGCGCCGUCGACUUCCUGCCCUCGGCCGGCGGUAAACUCCGCAUCGCAGGCGCCCUCGAGAACUACCGUCGCCUAGUCGUCUUCGAGCUGCAGAAAACCGACGCCGACAAGAAGAAAACGCUUGUCGAGACAUUUCGAGGCGACACGCCGCUGCAGAAGAAUCGCGUUCGCUGGCUGGUCGCCUCCAAGGGCGAGUGGAUUUGCACUGCCUCCGAUGAAGACGACACGGAGAUUCGAGUCUGGGCGCCGACAGGCGAGCUGCUGGCUGCCGUAGACACCAAGCAGGUUCAGGCGUUCCAGUUCGCAUGCAGUCCUGCGGACGGAAGGUUUUUGGGCUUGUCUGCCUGGUCGCCGGGCGUGAAGCUCUACGAGAUCAAGCGGAAGAACGGCAUCUUCGUCAAGAUGGAGAAGGCGAUGGAUCUGAAGACCUCGAAGGGCACGAAGUGUGUGGCGAUUUCGCCGGACAACACGCGCGCCGUCUCCCUGGACAAGAGCGGCGAGUUGACGCUGUGGGACGUCGACGUCCGGUACUUUGUGUCUGAAGACCCCAAGCCGCUGCUGGCAGUGCCUCGCGCGCUCGAGGUCCCGGCCGAAGGCGAAGACGACGCGGAGGUCCAAGAGACCUUCCGCGCGCACGUCUCGCAGCUCGCCUUCUCCGCGGACGGCCGCGUCCUCAUCUGCGUCGCGGGCCCUCACCUCAAGUUCUUCAACGCCGCGCAGCAGUUCAAACCUAUCCAGCUCAUUCGCGGCGCCCACCAAAGAGCCAUCGACACCCUCGUCGUGCCCUCCAGUGGCGGCUUCAUCCUCACGGCCGCGCUGGACAGCCGCCCACAGCUGUGGCGCCUCCCCGAGGUGUAG
This is a messenger RNA of Besnoitia besnoiti, 1293 nucleotides long. RefSeq lists its product as uncharacterized. The transcript has 9 exons. Gene Ontology annotation, cellular component: endoplasmic reticulum. NCBI's taxonomy places the organism in Eukaryota, Apicomplexa, Conoidasida, Eucoccidiorida, Sarcocystidae. The record is from RefSeq and is a predicted model, not a curated record. Gene Ontology annotation, molecular function: protein binding. The coding region runs from base 1 to 1293 and encodes 430 amino acids. Gene Ontology annotation, biological process: endoplasmic reticulum unfolded protein response.